Molecule: messenger RNA, 1689 nt
Organism: Funneliformis mosseae
Lineage: Eukaryota; Fungi; Glomeromycota; Glomeromycetes; Glomerales; Glomeraceae
Source: the annotation of a GenBank genome assembly
AUGUCAAAUUCGAGCGUUAAGAGCUUAGACAAUUUAACAAAGUCUUUUGUUUUUACUAAACGUCUGCCUGCCGACGAAGCAAUUCCUUCACCUGAUGUAAUUACAACUAAAUUACAAAGAAUUUCACGUCCUGUAAAAAAAGCCGCCUUCACUUUUGUUGCUCCUGAGCCAGUAAAAGAGCCUAAAUUACUUGCUAUAGCAGAAAAAACUGCCAGAGAAGUAUUGAAUUUGGAAGAAAUAAAUAACUGGUCUGAAGAACAAAAAACGGAAUUUUUAGAAGUUGUAAGUGGAAAUCGAGUUGUUAAGGGAACUUCUCCUUGGGCUCAUUGUUACGGUGGGCAUCAAUUUGGAUUUUUUGCAGGACAGCUGGGAGAUGGACGCGUUAUUUCUCUAUUUGAAGCGAUUAAUGCCAAAAACGAAAGAUGGGAGUUGCAAUUAAAAGGGGUCGGAAAAACUCCAUUUUCAAGAGCUGCUGAUGGCUUUGCCGUUUUGAGGUCAUCAAUUAGAGAAUUUCUCGGCUCAGAAGCAAUGGCCGCAUUGGGUGUCCCAACCACAAGAGUUCUUUCAAUUGUUCAUACUCCUAAACGUAUGGUGCAACGUGAAGUACUUGAAACCGGGUCUAUCGUAAGCAGAUUAUCGCCAUCAUGGAUUAGAUUUGGAAGUUUUGAAAUCUUUUUUUAUCGAAUGGAAAGAAAACAAUUAAGAUCUUUAGCAGAUUUUGUCGUUGAAGAAGUUUAUGGACUUAAUCCUUUAGAAAAUCCGGAAUAUGAGAAAUAUGGAAAUCGUUAUGGUAGAUUAUUUAAUAAAAUUUCAAGACAAACUGCAAGGAUGGUUGCUCAUUGGCAGGCAGUUGGAUUUUGUCACGGAGUUAUGAAUACAGAUAAUAUGUCAAUUCUGGGGUUAACAAUUGAUUACGGACCUUUUGCAUUUUUGGAUAAUUAUGAUCCAAAUUGGAUAUGUAAUCAUUCAGAUUAUGAGGGUAGAUAUUCAUUUAGAAACCAACCCACGGCAUGUCUUUGGAAUUUGCUAAAAUUGAGUCAUACUUUUCAAGAAUUAAUUGGAGCUGGAGAUGAAGUAGAUAAGCAAUGGUUCUUGGAUGCAAAUUAUCCUAAUGGAAAUGACGAUGAUGCUCCUUCAAAGAAAGAUGAAAUCCUUCGGAACGGUAAAGAAAUAAUUGAUUUGAAAUUAGGAUUUCAAACGUUGCAACAAACAGAUUUAGAAAUUAUCAUUACACCACUUCUAAAUCUUCUUGCUGCCCAUAUAGUCGAUUAUCAUCAUUUUUUCCGUUCGUUAUGUUCAUUCUCAACAACGUCAUCAAAUUCACCGUCAAUCUUUAUUAAAGAUCUUUUAACAAGAUCAGUUAAUUUAGAAAAGGCAUUAUCAGAUUUCAAUUCAUGGUUUGAAAUUUAUAAACAGAGACUAUUAUCCGAAGAUUCAAAUGAUAUUAAUAGAUCAAUUAAAAUGAAACAAAUUAAUCCUAAAUUUGUAUUAAGAAAUUGGGUUGCUGAAGAAGUAAUUGAAAGUGUUGAAAGAGGAGAUAGUGAAGUAUUAAAAAGAGUAUUACAAAUGUGCGAAAAUCCUUUUAAAGAAUGGGGAGUAGAUCCUAGUGAAUUUCAACAAGAAGCAGCAAGAUUUUGUGGCGAUGUUCCAGCCUGGGGUUUGGGAAUUCAAUGUUCUUGUAGCUCAUAA